AGUAAUGUUGUGUUUACGUGUUUAAGUGGUUGCACGGUCCGUCGUCCAUCGAAAAUUGCGUUUUUAACUAUUUUAAAAUUGCAGCAGCUGCUUAGGACUACUAAAAGGACGAUCUAAUCGACAUAAAAAACAAAAAAACAGAUGAACGAGUGAAAAGAUGAGAAGGAUGUCCCACUAAUACAAGUACAUACAGUUUGGAAGGCAGAAAAAUUUUGCUCUCUGUCUGUCCCUCUUUUUCUGUCGCUCUCGUUCGGUGUUCUCUCUCUGUGGCCAUCUCGCUCACUUGUUCGUAUAGGAAAAGCAAUAUCGAAAGAAAAAAAAAAAAAACUCUCACCCCCAAUAACAGUAGCAAAAUAAACACAGAUAAGAGAACAGGCGGAAUAAACGAAUUGAAAAAGCAGGUGGCAAGGGAAAAUCAUGUCCGAUAUCAUGAACAUCGACAGCAUUAUCUCCCGUCUGCUGGAGGUGCGCGGAGCACGUCCUGGUAAAAAUGUGCAACUGUCAGAGAGCGAAAUACGCAGUUUAUGCUUAAAAUCUCGCGAAAUAUUUCUGUCACAACCCAUUCUAUUGGAACUGGAGGCUCCAUUAAAGAUAUGUGGUGACAUCCAUGGACAAUAUUAUGAUCUCUUACGUCUAUUCGAGUAUGGCGGUUUCCCACCAGAAUCCAAUUAUCUAUUUUUAGGAGAUUAUGUGGAUCGUGGCAAGCAAUCUCUGGAAACAAUUUGCCUACUUCUGGCCUAUAAAAUCAAAUAUUCCGAAAAUUUCUUUUUGCUGCGCGGCAAUCAUGAGUGCGCCAGCAUUAAUCGCAUCUACGGGUUCUAUGAUGAAUGCAAACGUCGUUACACCAUUAAAUUGUGGAAAACGUUUACGGAUUGUUUUAAUUGUCUGCCCGUUGCAGCAAUUGUCGACGAGAAGAUCUUUUGCUGUCACGGUGGCUUAAGCCCGGAUCUCUCGUCGAUGGAGCAAAUUAGACGCAUUAUGCGUCCCACAGAUGUACCCGAUCAGGGUCUGUUGUGUGAUCUGUUGUGGUCAGAUCCCGACAAGGAUACAAUGGGUUGGGGCGAAAAUGAUCGUGGUGUAAGCUUUACAUUUGGAGCAGAGGUUGUGGGUAAAUUUCUACAAAAGCACGAAUUUGAUCUUAUCUGUCGUGCACAUCAGGUUGUUGAAGAUGGUUACGAGUUCUUUGCCAAACGUCAGUUAGUUACGCUAUUCUCAGCGCCCAACUAUUGCGGAGAAUUUGACAAUGCGGGUGCCAUGAUGUCCGUGGACGACACAUUAAUGUGCUCAUUUCAGAUAUUGAAACCCGCCGAUAAGCGACGAUUUGUAUAUCCCAAUUUCGGUAGCUCAGGGCGUCCAUUAACUCCGCCCCGAGGUGCCAACAAUAAAAACAAGAAAAAAUAAACCGUUAAAAACGCACAACAGCAAAAUAACAGCUAAUACUAAACGGCCACAUACACACAAAAACACACACACAUACACAAAUGAAAAACCAAUUGAAAAGCGCAUAAAAGAAUAACUGAGUAAUGAAA
Molecule: messenger RNA, 1529 nt
Organism: Drosophila willistoni
Lineage: Eukaryota; Metazoa; Arthropoda; Insecta; Diptera; Drosophilidae
Gene: Pp1alpha-96A
Product: serine/threonine-protein phosphatase alpha-1 isoform
Exons: 5
Coding region: 418-1401 (327 amino acids)
Cellular component (GO): nucleus; cytoplasm
Molecular function (GO): protein serine/threonine phosphatase activity
Source: RefSeq, a predicted model, not a curated record